Nematocida parisii ERTm1 is the source of this 1998-nucleotide messenger RNA. RefSeq lists its product as uncharacterized. Bases 1 to 1998 code for a protein of 665 amino acids. NCBI's taxonomy places the organism in Eukaryota, Fungi, Microsporidia. The record is from RefSeq and is a predicted model, not a curated record. The transcript has a single exon.
AUGGACACAUCAGUAAGCACAUCAAAAUCGGUUAGAGUAUUUUCCAAGAGCAAAACAUCUUUGGAAAAACGACAAAACAGGCUUAAAAGGCCAGAAUCAUCAGAAUACAUACGCGAGCUAUCCAGAUACAUAAAAGAACUAUCACAUCUAGAGAAUAAAAUACAGAAGAGAAGUAUUUUACUGCACCAUGGGUAUAGCGAACUAAACAAAAUAACAUCAUCUAAAGACCCAAGCAAUCUACAGAAAGCGCUAAGGACAAAGCUAACACUCUUAAUUGAAAGAAAGAACCGGCUGCUUGAAGAAAUAUUUUCAGUAUCUGGCCAUUUAACCGCACAGAAGAAAGAGCUUGAAAAAAGAAAAAACUCAGAAUCAUCAGGAAGAAGCUCAUCCAGAUCUUUGCCCAGCUCAUCAGUUAGCCUAGGAAGCAUCCAAGCUAGCUUGAAUGAGAAAGUUCUGCACCAUUACUUCAGAUAUAACAAAACACUUUCUGAAAUAGAAGAACUAGCGAGUGAAUCACUCAUUAGCAAAGAAGACAGAAGAAUAAUCUACUCAAUUUUCUUUCCAACACACUCAGAUGACAGCUAUCCAUUUGCCACGCACUGCCUUCGAAAGGUGUUUGGAUCGCGCGUAUCCACUGCAACAAGCUUUAUGAAAGAAAUAUAUAGAAAGAGCUCAUCGCAUGAUAUACAUAUGUCAAGCAAAUCAGAUGCAUUUGAAAUUGUAUCUUGCUAUGUGCACUUCUUAAGACACCAUUCUCUCAUUUCAUCCAGUUUUAUAUUUGGAUCAGUAUGUACUAUAUGCUUUAUUCUGUGGAAGAGUAUUGAAAUAUUACUGAGUGAAUUUAGCAGUUCAGUGAGUAUAAUGGGAACGGCAAUUUUAUUUGUGGUUCUGUUUGGAUGGUCAACCUUUGGUAUACUGUCUAUUUUCUUUUCCUGGACAUUUGGUCACUCCCACAGCGAGUUGCAUAUGUCUUCAUCAUCUAGCAGUAGUAGUAGCAGUAGUAGCUCAAGCAAAAAUGAUAGCAGCAAUCUUUCAUCUAGUAUUAGCAGCGGCUCUAACAGCCUAAGCACUAGCAAGAGUAGCUCAAGCAGCAGCCAGCAAAACAGUAGCGAACAUUCUUCAAAUAAGAGUGGCAGCAGCUCUAACAGCAGCAAAAGUACAAAUGCUAGCAGCGACAACUUUUCUAGCUUUUUCAAUAGUCUGUUUGGAAGUAGCAGCAAUAGUGGAAGUAGCGGAAGUAGCAAUAGCUAUUCAUCUUCUGUCCCACUUAGCCUAUCAAGUAACAGCAGCAGUGGCUUAAGUGGCAGCAACAGCUUAAGUGGCAGCAACAGCAACAGUAGUAACGGUAUAAGUGAAAGUAGCAGCAGAAGUAGCAGUAACAAUAGCAGCAGCAGCAGAAAUCUGUCUUCUUCUGUUUCUUCUAAAUCUAGCAGCCUGCCUUCUGAGCCAGUGCUAUCUAUAAGCAGAAGUAUCAGUGACUCGCCUUCCAUCAGUGAGCUAUUGAAUUCAUCAAGCAAGAGCGCAUCAAGCAGUAGCUCUAGCUCGCGCCCCAGCCAGUCAGUAGGUAGUUCGUCAAGUGCUAAUCUAUCUGUUAGCAGUGGAUCGUCUGCUUCCUCAAGUAUAAGUAGCAGCAAAAAUAGUAGCGAAUCAGUUAUAUUAGGCAGUGAUUUUCUAAAACUCUUCCCUCUAUUUGUGGCCAAUCUUUCCACAUCAUUGAUUUUGUGUAUGGCAUCAAUUGGCUCUAUAGACUACCUUCUUUCCUCGUACCUUCCAUCAUAUUCUAGACAUAUUUUCUUACUUAUAUGCCUUUCUUCUUCACUUCUAUCAAUCUAUGUGACAGGAAGAAGGUCUCUUUCUAUAGUUAAACUAUCUUCAAAAGGGUCUUUUAUCUCAGUAUUCUCUCUGUCUGUUCUGACAGUUUCUAUGGUCCUUGGGAUAAGUAUAGUAUCAUCAGUGACCAUUGGGGUAUUAGAUCUUUUUACUCAAAUACGUAAAUAA